UUAAACAGUUGCACUGCAAGCACCAUCAUCACAGCAUCACCGCUUUAAGAGAAGAAAAUUCCCAAUUCCCAUCAUCAUGUACAAAUAUCUGUUCUGUCUUGCUCUCAUCGGCUGCGCCUGCGCCGACAACAUCAACAAGGAUGCCCAGAUCCGCAGCUUCCAGAACGACGCUACCGAUGCUGAGGGCAACUACCAGUACGCCUACGAGACCAGCAAUGGCAUCCAGAUCCAGGAGGCGGGCAACGCCAACGGAGCACGUGGUGCCGUGGCUUACGUGUCGCCCGAGGGCGAGCACAUCUCGCUGACAUACACCGCCGACGAGGAGGGCUACCAUCCAGUGGGUGACCACCUGCCCACCCCGCCCCCAGUUCCGGCUUACGUUCUCCGUGCCCUGGAAUAUAUCCGCACCCAUCCCCCGGCGCCCGCCCAGAAGGAGCAGCAGUAAUCUGGAGUAGCACCAGCACUCCAAAGCAGCAACCCCACAUCUAAACUGCGGCCAGUCAUUGUUAUUUAGGUAGUUAUCGUUAAUAAAGGAUUUCGAUACAGAUCAUUUUCGUUUUUAGUAAUGUAGUAAAGAUGGAAAAUAAAUGUUUCAUGUAUAUGUAUUCAUAUGUAAAUGAACAUAUGUAUAGUUCUUCGAAAAAUAUAGAAGCGUACACUAUCUUCAAUAGAAACAAAUUUCAGGCGGAUGGAGUUUACAUUUUUAAACAUUUCUUUAUCUUAACAUUGCUCUUUUUUCUUUCAAAUGAACAAUUUGAAGAAUGUAUAUGUUAGUUAAUGAUUUCGGCAGCCAGUAAUUGUAUAAAACCAUUUAUCUAUGUAAUAGAUUUUGAUUUAUGUCAUUUAUUUUUCCACUUUCAUUUAUACUCAACGCAUUAUGAUUUCCGAACUACAAUAGUUAAAUUUUUGAAAACCAAUCCAGCGGUGAUGCACAGAUGAGAUAAAUUAAAAGAAACAAAAUCUCGUG
Molecule: messenger RNA, 967 nt
Organism: Drosophila melanogaster (fruit fly)
Lineage: Eukaryota; Metazoa; Arthropoda; Insecta; Diptera; Drosophilidae
Gene: Edg78E
Product: Ecdysone-dependent gene 78E
Exons: 2
Coding region: 77-445 (122 amino acids)
Cellular component (GO): chitin-based extracellular matrix
Molecular function (GO): structural constituent of cuticle; structural constituent of chitin-based cuticle
Source: RefSeq, marked reviewed